CUCCGGAUACUGUUACUACACGUAUAUUCUGGCAUUAAUGCUCUAGGCUGAACCUAUAGCAUGCUCCUCAAGUGAGGCAUGAUCGUGCCCAUCAGCAAGUUGAAGUGGGUGGAGGAUGACUCAGAAAAGGCGGCGGCGUAUCUGAACAGGGUGGGUGAGCUGCGUGCAGAGUUAGUUGAGCUUCAUGGCAAACUGCGGGGCGUAUGUAUGGCUCAUGGUCGGACGAUGGCGAAUCGUUGGCAAAAGAGACAGAAGGAGAAACGGAAGAGCUUUCUCAAGACCGCUUUCCCAGCUAUAUUGGAAGUCCCUUUCGACCUCCCUCCAGGAAGGAUCGAACUCAACCGUGGACCGAACGAGUCGUUUAUGAAUGUGGAGGAUCUGUCGACUGGAUCAAACCUGAUGUCUUUGUUGGCGACCCGUACGCUUUACAGGCUGUCCGAUUGGGUCCCUUACGACAAGAACACAAAAUCAUUCGAAGGAUUCCAUUGUCCCUGGCUCGUACUUCUCAGUGGAGACAAUGACUCUUACGCAUGCCUCAUAUCGCUGGACGAACAGGCGAAAAGACAACACAAAGGCAUGCUGGGAGGUGUGGUUGGCGUCAGUCUGGGCGUGAUUGUGCUCGAUUUUCAAAUAAAGGUGAUCAAGUUCCUAUACAAUAUCGUUCAAUUACUGCUUUCUGAUAUCGACUUAUCCAAACCUCCGAAAGACAACUUGCCAUUGACCAUGGCCGAUAUAAUUGACCUGAGCUCACGAUCUCCUAUCGAACGAUAUCGCCUCCGCGCUUAUUCUCACCCUAUACAAUUCUCGAAAGAGAAGUUGAUCAACCUCGUUCUUUCCAAACUGCUGGACGUCCAGGACAAUUGGAUCCUCCUUAGAACGGAUCCUGUUUACUUUCACACCCGACUGCAAACGAGAGCCCUCUAUCCGUUGCGUGGCAUGAACGGAAAACUCGAACAAAGCGACUGGCAUGCGAUAAUGGAACAGCUCGUGAUCGCAGAAUAUGAGAGUCUCAAGCUCUGGUCGUUAGCCUGGAGUCAUGUCCAGACAUUGUUCGGCCUCGUCCACAAAUCUGAAGAAAAAAACAAUAACGACUGCCAUGAACGUGAUCUGACGGCAAACGAUUCACGAAAACCAACAACUCCACCCUUAGCAGAGGCGGAUCAUGAAGACGCUCGUUCCAUGGCUGAAGAGUCCGAUUGCCCUGAGACAAGAGGAAAGCUGAUGUUGAGCACAACGGAAGAAACUUUGGCAAGGCUUCACGUCAUUCUAGACUUCAUUGUGGAGCGGCGAGAGUCGCUCCAUGGUAUGAUCAUCAAUGCACCUACUCUCAAACACCUAUUUCAGCGUACCAAACAGAGCGGGUUUGUUCCAAGUAAGGUGACUUUUCUAAGAACUGUGUCACGAAGAGAAGCUGGACAAAAUGCCCUCGUUGAUCUCAUUGAUCCUCUGUGGACAUUGGGCGACGAGACGAGUUUCGUGAAAGUUAUUCAACUUCCUCGUCUCUACGCAGUGGUGGACGAAAUCAUACAAAAAGAUAUCCAUCAACGCGGUCGAUUACCAGCUGUGAUCCACGACAUUGUCUCAGAGCUCCAGGCUUGCGACAACGCCCUGCUGGAAAUAUCCAUUCAUCCGGAUCGCCGCUAUUUCCUGUCCGAAGCUCAGAGGAUUGGGCAGAGAGAUAAACUCCGCGGCGAUGUCGGAUGUGUCCAGGGUUGGUCUACAACCACUGCUGUUCCCACAAUGUUCCAGGAGCGAUACUUGUUCGAUGGAAAUGUGCCGUCACAGGUCCAAGAAAACAAGGCACGAAGAGCCUUACAGCUUCUUUGGCAGCACUUUGAUCCCGGCUGUCAUGAGCUUGGGGAGUCGAGUAAUGGCUCGUACGGAGACACCAGACACGUCGAAGAUAUUUCGCCUGCUCACUCCCACGACAUCUCAUGCGUAGGACAGCCGUUGAUCACUGUUGGUGUAAAGAAGAAGAAUUUCCGAGUUCUUCAAAUCCUCUUCGGCCCAUUGUCUGAGAUGGAAGACAGCGAUGUGACUUGGGAAGGAUUUCUCCAGGCUUUGCGGGCAAUCGGCUUCAGAGCUGACCGCAUUUUCGGAACCCAGUGGCGAGUGAUUCCGAGUAACGAGUCCCCGUGGCCAGCUUAUCCGAUUUCGUUACAAGAACCACUGCCUGGACCAAGACUUACAUGGCAGCAAGCAAGAUUCAUAACAAAGCGCAUGUUCAGACAUUAUAAUUUGCAACAGUCUUCUUUCAUUAUGUCCGAGUAAAUCCACCUUCCCUUACACUAUGAUCACAUCGUGAAGCAAAUUUCCGUGUUUGUGACUGUAGGCUAGACACAGAUUGAUCGAUCGAAAUAUACAUUGAUA
Molecule: messenger RNA, 2370 nt
Organism: Dacryopinax primogenitus
Lineage: Eukaryota; Fungi; Basidiomycota; Dacrymycetes; Dacrymycetales; Dacrymycetaceae
Exons: 5
Coding region: 79-2271 (730 amino acids)
Source: RefSeq, a predicted model, not a curated record